Messenger RNA from Trichophyton benhamiae CBS 112371, 708 nucleotides. RefSeq lists its product as uncharacterized. The record is from RefSeq and is a predicted model, not a curated record. Lineage: Eukaryota; Fungi; Ascomycota; Eurotiomycetes; Onygenales; Arthrodermataceae. Bases 1 to 708 code for a protein of 235 amino acids. The transcript has a single exon.
AUGCCUCGUCUCAAAACAUCAACCAUCGCCCUUCUCCUACCCCUGCUCUUCUCUCCCGUUAUCGCAGAAGAUGUCAAGCUAGUGGGCUGUGAUGCUGUCGGGUGCCCCCCGCACUAUGAUAGCGAUCGCUGCACCGUUGAAAAUACCACCUUCAUAGGAGUCGGGGUGUCCCCUAUCCCGGAUGUUCCCUCAGAACUAAAAGGCUUCUCCCUUGUCAAGGCUGUCAACGUCUCGGCCACACCGGUCCAGUUUAACGGCUCGCGAGUACGUCCCAUCAGGUCGUUUUACUCCCUAGGCACCCCGGAGCACACAGAGACGAACAGCCUCUCUGGCUGUGCAGUUAUCUUCAACGAUCCACCAGCCAACAAGUUCACGCCCCCUAGUGGGGCCGAUACCUUCGCUGCCACUGGGACCUGCGCCGAUGUUAUUCAGCAAAAGUGCAUUGAUACAAUCACGCAGCGAGCUAGGAAUGCAGCCAACCGGGCCGGGGGUAAUGCCAAUGCCUGUAACGCGCUCGAGCAAGAAUUGAAGAAGGAUGAUUUUAGCGGAUGCUCCUUAUUCGGGGGCCACGGUACCUCCCUCGGAAACUUCACUAUCAAGUCAAUUGGGAACCUCCAUGCUGCCAGAAACUCUUCGGAUUGCUGGCCCGUGCAGCAGAAGUCGGAUGGGCUAAUGCAGAUCGCCGAGGUGACUUCAAAUGUAAGCUGA